Molecule: messenger RNA, 348 nt
Organism: Penicillium malachiteum
Lineage: Eukaryota; Fungi; Ascomycota; Eurotiomycetes; Eurotiales; Aspergillaceae
Product: cytochrome c oxidase subunit 6B family protein
Exons: 2
Coding region: 1-348 (115 amino acids)
Biological process (GO): mitochondrial respiratory chain complex IV assembly
Cellular component (GO): mitochondrion; mitochondrial intermembrane space; respiratory chain complex IV
Source: RefSeq, a predicted model, not a curated record
AUGGGCUGGCUCCCGUGGUCCUCUGGUGACUCCAACAAGGCCUCUGACGGCGGCCGCAUCGCGCCGGAUCGGACAAGUCGCGCACGCUGCUGGGAGGGCAGGGAUCUGUUUUUCGCUUGUCUGGAUCGCAAUGAUAUUCUUGAUGGUAUCAAAGACGACAAGGAAGCUCGACGGAAAUGCGGGAAGGAGGUUGAGGAAUUCGAGGCAGCUUGCUCGUCGACCUGGGUGAAAUACUUCAAGGAGAAGCGUGUGAUGGAAUACAACCGGGACAAGACGAUUGAACGAAUUAAGAAGGAAGAUGCGGAGAAGAUGAAGGAGUUGAAGGCUCAAGGCUGGAAGUCAAGCUAA